CAGGUUUCCCGCUGUCUCUUUGCCCAUUACACCUUCCGACAAUGGUACCAAUCAACGGGCAUCAAUUGUAAUUUAUUUUACCUAUCUCGGGCAUUCCCGACCAGAUCAAAUAAACUAUGACAAACUUUAACGAACCCAUAACGAAUGAAUUCGUUCAUUUUAUCGUUUAUUAUCUUCUUGUAUUUUAGCCUUGAUUAUGGUUUGACGGAAGAAAUGGCGGCCAACCUUUUCUUUGGAUAGUAAACUAUUUAUGUCUGUCUUAUGUUAGACGCCCGCAGUCGGUCAUCUGCGAUGCGGCCACAGGCAUCAGCAAAUCAGGUGGCAUAGUCAUGCGUGUGUUCCCUCGACAACCAAAACAGACUCACCCUCUAAAUCUGGUGGGUGUAGACGCGCAUCUUCGACUCACUAUGACUAACCAUCUAUCGUGUAUUUUCUAUUCGUUUUAUUAUUAGUUGAUUUUUAUACACACCAUUUAAGACAAUAAGUAAAUACGAAUAUUUCAUAUUGAGAACGUCGUUUAAUAUUUUAUUGGAAUCCUCUAGCUGUCAUGAGGCUUAUUCAGAAAGCUACCGCCUUAAGCGCACUAUUGCUACCAGGCGCUGUGGCGUGGGGAAGUCUGGGCCAUAUCACCGUAGCUUACAUUGCAACCAACUUCGUGAAGGAUACCACGACUACUUACUUUCAGGAUAUCUUACGAAAUGAUACCCAGCAUUAUCUUGCUGGAGUAGCUACCUGGGCCGAUAGCAUUAGGUAUACGAAAUGGGGUCGAUUUUCUAAGAAUUUCCAUUUCAUUGAUGCCAAAGACUCACCGCCCGACUAUUGUGGUGUGGAUUUUGAACGGGAUUGUAAAGAUGAAGGCUGUGUUGUGAGCUCGAUCCAAAACUAUACCUCUCAGCUACUAGACACAGACCUAUGGUCAUGGCGAAGGGGUCAAGCUGCUAAAUUCGUCAUUCACUUCGUCGGCGACAUUCACCAACCUCUACACGUGGAAAAUGUCGCACAAGGCGGCAACGGCAUCCACGUGAAAUGGGACCAGUCCGAGGUAAACCUACACCAUGUCUGGGACACGAGUAUUGCGGAGAAGAUGUUAGGCGGAAUUCACAGGAAGCCUUACGACGCAGGACUCGUAUGGGCUGCAAACCUUACCGAGCAGAUUAAGUCGGGAAAAUACCAGACCGCGAGUAAACUCUGGAACACCGGUGUAAACCUCGACGACCCUAUCCAGACUGCGAUGGGCUGGGCAAACGAAUCCAAUGCAGUUGUGUGCACUCAUGUCUUUCCCGAAGGACCGAAAUCGAUUGUCGGCCAAGAGCUCGCGGGCGAUUACUAUGAAAAGGCUGCUCCCGUGAUCGAAUUGCAGGUCGCUAAGGCAGGGUAUCGUCUUGCCGCUUGGUUGGAUUUGAUCGCAGACAGAGCUUCUGGAACGGCUCAGCCACCUGAGGAACUAUGAGACGGGUGAUCUUGGGGGAUUCGUGUUUUUGAAUAUCUAUGUCGGUUGGUACAAUACGCCUGGAGGGAUC
Hypoxylon trugodes is the source of this 1520-nucleotide messenger RNA. RefSeq names its product S1/P1 nuclease. The transcript has 3 exons. Gene Ontology annotation, molecular function: nucleic acid binding; endonuclease activity. The coding region runs from base 548 to 1450 and encodes 300 amino acids. The record is from RefSeq and is a predicted model, not a curated record. NCBI's taxonomy places the organism in Eukaryota, Fungi, Ascomycota, Sordariomycetes, Xylariales, Hypoxylaceae. Gene Ontology annotation, biological process: DNA catabolic process.